GAGGCCCAUGUUUGAAACAUGUCCAUCCAAGUGUAAAAAAAGAAAAAAAAAAAGACAGGACAGGAGAAUAAUACAAACAAACAAUCGGUGAGGAGAGAGGAGAGGAGUAUAGUUUGAUCGAGUGGCGCUCGAAAUUGGAUCAUUCCAUUCAUUCAUUCCAGGAAGAAGAAGAAGCAGCAAGAUGUUGGGUGUUAUAAUAAGAAACAACAAGACUAUUCUUCUUCGCCCUUCCUUCUCCUCCGCAUUCAGACAAUUUUCUUCUUCCGCUAAACAGAUGACAGUCAGAGAUGCUCUCAACUCUGCACUUGAUGAGGAAAUGUCCGCUGAUCCUAAAGUUUUCUUGAUGGGCGAAGAGGUUGGAGAAUAUCAAGGUGCAUAUAAGAUAUCUAAGGGACUGCUUGAGAAGUAUGGCCCUGACAGGGUUCUCGACACUCCCAUCACUGAGGUUAUUUUUCUUACAUACAUACAUACAUACACUUUCUCACUUAUUUCAUGUCUUUCAUUCCACCUAUUCAUUUCUCAAUGUUCAUUGCAGGCUGGGUUUACUGGGAUUGGAGUUGGCGCUGCUUACUACGGUCUAAAGCCUGUCGUCGAGUUUAUGACAUUUAACUUCUCCAUGCAGGCAAUAGAUCACAUCAUUAAUUCUGCUGCAAAGUCAAAUUACAUGUCUGCUGGACAAAUAUCUGUACCUAUUGUCUUCAGAGGACCCAAUGGUGCUGCUGCUGGUGUUGGUGCUCAACACUCUCAUUGUUAUGCAUCUUGGUAUGGCUCGUGCCCUGGGUUGAAAGUUUUGGCACCAUAUUCAUCUGAAGAUGCCCGUGGUUUACUUAAAGCGGCUAUAAGGGACCCUGAUCCUGUAGUUUUCCUUGAAAAUGAGUUGUUAUAUGGUGAGUCAUUCCCUGUUUCUGCCGAAGUUCUUGAUUCCAGUUUUUGCCUUCCCAUUGGAAAAGCGAAGAUUGAGAGAGAAGGAAAAGAUGUGACUAUUACAGCCUUCUCAAAAAUGGUUGGCUUUGCACUAAAGGCUGCUGAGAUACUUGCGAAGGAAGGAAUCAGUGCUGAGGUUAUUAAUUUACGGUCGAUCCGGCCGCUUGAUCGAUCCACCAUCAAUGCUUCUGUCAGGAAAACCAACAGACUGGUGACAGUUGAAGAAGGGUUUCCUCAGCAUGGUGUUGGCGCUGAAAUCUGUACAUCCGUCAUUGAGGAGAGUUUUGGCUAUCUUGAUGCACCAGUUGAGAGAAUUGCUGGGGCUGAUGUUCCUAUGCCUUAUGCAGCAAAUCUGGAGAGAUUGGCUGUCCCACAGGUUGAAGAUAUCGUACGUGCUGCAAAGAGAGCAUGCCACAGAUCUGUCCCUAUGGCUGCCGCUGCCUAAAAUAAUCAAUUUAGUCCUGAAAUUUUUUAAGUAGGGUUUGUUGUUUGGUAACCCUUGAUGUUACCAAAAAUAAUUUCCACCACAACGUCAUAAAGAAAGGUUUUACUCAUUGAUUCUCCUAGGCUUUGGUUUGAAAGAUUGUGAUUUAACUGUAAGCAUAUAAUAUUGUCCAAAUUUUCAGGAGUAACAGAUUCUAUACAUUUUUUAGUCCUUCUCAGCAUAUCUGGGAAGAAAUUUCAUGUUUAAUAACACUUGGAUAAUAACAAUGAAUGACAACACAAGACUAGAAGUUUUGUAUGCAACCUAGUGGUCAACUUUUUGAUUUAAUUAUCGAGUUCUUUUCUUUCUAGCA
This is a messenger RNA of Trifolium pratense (red clover), 1721 nucleotides long. RefSeq names its product pyruvate dehydrogenase E1 component subunit beta, mitochondrial-like. Gene Ontology annotation, molecular function: pyruvate dehydrogenase (acetyl-transferring) activity. Gene Ontology annotation, biological process: pyruvate decarboxylation to acetyl-CoA. The transcript has 14 exons. The record is from RefSeq and is a predicted model, not a curated record. Bases 182 to 1369 code for a protein of 395 amino acids. NCBI's taxonomy places the organism in Eukaryota, Viridiplantae, Streptophyta, Magnoliopsida, Fabales, Fabaceae.